Molecule: messenger RNA, 2941 nt
Organism: Durio zibethinus
Lineage: Eukaryota; Viridiplantae; Streptophyta; Magnoliopsida; Malvales; Malvaceae
Product: P-loop NTPase domain-containing protein LPA1 homolog 1-like
Source: RefSeq, a predicted model, not a curated record
GAAACAAGGACAAAAUGUUGUUUUCAUUGUUUCACCCUCUUCUUCUUUUAAAAAUUACUUCUACUGCCACUCCUCGAUUAUGGUGCCAAUAGAAGGGCCCACACUCAUCCCCGUUCAGUUUGCAGAUAUAAAUAUCCUUCUCUCCAACGGUUCCCUCACGUUACUCGCGUAUCUCCGUAAUUCGUUGCCCAACAUGAGCGCGAUCUCUUUCUUACCGUCUGUUUCUUUUCCUCCGCAAAUCUUCCCCCGAGCGGUUCUUGUGUAAAAGAGAAAAGAGAGAGAGGAAAGGAAAGAAACGAAAGGACCCGUGAAGCUUUGCUUGCGUGAUGCGUGGUAGAAUGGUGACACGACCAAGAAACGGCUAGCGAUCCUUUCCCUCUACUUUUCUUCUCUUGUUCUUCAAAAUGGCGUUCCCGCAUGUCAUGAUAUAUAGAAAAAAUAAACCCUAACAAUCUCUCUUCUUUUUUAUUUCCGUUCGGUCUUUUUUUUUUUCUUUUCUCGGCUGAUUUCGCUGUAAAUAUUGAGAGAUAGAGAGAGAUGGGAGAGUUAGCGAAAGUGUUAUAUAUAGUGGUGGUGGACGGAGGCGAGAGGAGAGAGAAGGUGACGUCGUCGUUUCGGUACAUGCGUCCUGUUCUUCAGAGCACUCUCCAACUCAUGGGCUGCAAAGCUCGUCAUGCCUUCAAGAUUAGCCAGAGGGUUUUUGAAUUGAUAAGAAGGGAACCUUCUUACAACUCUCUACUUCAAGAGGGAAGUGAGACAUUGAAUUCUGAAGGUUUCAAAGGAAACUCUGAGAAGGAGGAUGUUCAUCCUACCAGUGGUGACUUUUGUAGAGCAGAGGCAGGCAGCCGUUUAGUUUCAGAUAAAGAUGAUAGAAAUAAGAGUAUACCAUUUGAGUUGUACAAAAGACGUACAUCAAUUGUCAUAAAAAGAGAAACUUUCUUAGAUGUUGUAUGUGAAGCUCUGGCUGAAUAUAAGUAUGUGGGUCCAAACCAGAGGGCUGACUUGGUUAUGGCAUGCAGAAUCCGAGAGAGGAAGGAAUCUGUAACUGUGCUGUUGUGUGGCACUAGUGGUUGUGGCAAAUCUACUUUGUCUGCUUUAUUGGGUAGCAGGUUGGGAAUAACAACUGUGAUUUCAACUGAUUCUAUUCGCCACAUGAUGAGGAGUUUUGUAAAUGAGAAGGAAAAUCCUCUACUCUGGGCUUCGACCUACCAUGCCGGGGAGUGUUUGGAUCCUGUUGCAGUUGCCGAAGCGAAGGCUAAAAAAAAGGCAAAAAAAUUGGCAGGCAUUGCUCAAUCACUUCCUAAGGGUGAGGAAGAUGAUUGUUCUUCAACUGGCAAGGAGGCCCGACCAAUGGAGAGUGGUUCUCCUUGUACUGAAUUGAUCGGUCCCAAACAGAUGGCAGUUGAAGGAUUCAAGGCACAAAGUGAGAUGGUGAUAGACAGUCUAGACAGACUGAUUACUGCAUGGGAAGAGAGGAAAGAGUCAGUGGUUGUCGAGGGUGUUCACUUAAGCCUUAAUUUUGUUAUGGGACUAAUGAAGAAACACCCCUCUAUUAUGCCAUUCAUGAUAUACAUUACGAAUGAAGACAAACACUUAGAAAGAUUUGCUGUUCGUGCAAAGUACAUGACGUUGGACCCUGCAAAAAAUAAGUAUGUGAAGUAUAUAAGGAAUAUUAGGACGAUACAAGAUUAUCUAUGCAAACGAGCUGACAAGCAUUUGGUCCCCAAAAUAAACAACACAAAUGUUGACAGAAGCGUGGCGGCCAUACAUGCAACAGUUUUCAGUUGCCUCCGCAGGCGUGGAGCUGGGGAUCCACUUUAUGAUCUUGUAACAAAUACAGUUGCUGUGGUUGAUGAGGAAUACAGGAAUCAGUGUGCUGCCAAUUCACUGAGCUCCAAGGGAAUGUUUCAGUUGAUCCAGAGGAAUGGUUCUUCCAGGCAAUUGAUGGCUCUUCUUAACACUGAUGGAUCCGUGGCCAAAGCUUGGCCAGUUGAAUCAGUUGAUAGUAAUAGAAUGCCCAUCUCUGGCCAUGGGACUGAGGGUGGAUGCAUUCCAUUAUAUGGACCUUUAAAAAUUGGCAAGGCUGAACCUGUUAAUCUUCAAUUUGGUCACUUUGGAAUUAGUGCCUGGCCUAGUGAUGGUGGCACAAGUCGUGCUGGAAGUGUAGAUGAGUUUAGAUGUGAUGGGACUGAUAAUGGCAGUAGAUACCAAUCUUCUUGCUGCAGCUCACCAAGGAUGUCUGAUGGUCCUGCAAAGGAGCUAAAGGAGGAAAAUUCAGUGCAUGGCAGUGAUGAAGAAGUAGAUGAUCCACCUGAGGUGGACAGUGAUGAGGAUUUAAGUGAUGAUGGUGAUAAACAGGUCCAUGAAGAGGUAGGCUCUGUUGAUGAAGGCUCAACAAAGUCAGAUGAAGAGUAUGAUGAUCUAGCAAUGCAGGAUGUGCAGGAGAAUGGCUACUGGUCAGACGAUGAAGAUGACCCCCGUGAUAAGGUAGUGACAUUUUCCACGGACCAAGCAACCCACACAAGAGGGGAUAAAUAUAACAAGAAUUUGGACCUCUUCCUUAGAAGUAGAAGUGAGCAGUUUUCUGAGCCACUAUGCUCUUACUCUUCUCUGCUUACAGAGAAGAACGAGAGGGUAUUGGAAACUUUAGGCAGUGUUAAAAUGAGAAAACGCUCCCUCAGCAUUCCAGCUUUGGGGAAGCAUGGAUCAAUAAUCAGUGAUCCCAUACUUUCUGGAGCCCCUCAUCGGUUGUGAAAUAAUUUUGUUCAUGGUAUUUGAUAGUUUUCUUUAUAACCUUUUGCGGCUUGUAUAAUUACUAGGUAAUUUAGUCCAGGUUGCUAACCCCUGCCCACUUUCUGCUCUCAUGUAUAAUUUCAUGACUGGGAACUACCACUGAUGCUUAAAUGUUGAUUUUUGUUUUUUGAUAAAUGCCAUGAGCAAC